GAAAAGAGAUAAUGGCCAAUACCAGAAAACAUUGUUGCCAUCAUAUUCCUAUUAUCUUGUCUUUUGCAAAUUCUCCUAUGAGUUUCAUUCUUCUAACUUCUAUGUCUUUCAACCUUUCAUUGUCUUCCACAAAAACAUAUUCCUUUGCAACAACCUUUUAAAACUUGAACACUUCACCUUGCUUACGUUGUUUGGUUUUGGAAAAAUCUUAGCUGAAGAACACUGCAAGGUUCACUGUGUGCUGAAAAUUAAGCUAAAAAACGAAUCUUUAUAGGUUUUGUUUUUGGCCCUUCUUUUCUUGGUUGGUAGCUUGUGGCUGACAAGAUAACAACAAGUAUCAAUUCAUGUUUGGAAUUAGAAACUCUUAAUGAUUCUUUGAUUCUUUUAAAGGCGUGUGUGAAUUUCAUAUUAUAGUGUUACCAUUUUGAAUUUAAAGCUAUUUUUCUUUUGGUUGGAUAAGAUAGCAUCUUCUCUUCUCAAACUUGUCAUGUCUCAUGUUUCUUUUCUAUUCAUAUAGUUUGUUUUUUCAUGAAUUUGAAGGUGGUGUGGUUCAUUUCUGUUCACUAGUGUUGGUUACUGUUGUGGAUGAGUUUGUUACAUGUAAUUGGGUUUAGUCUAAAAGUGGGGCAUCUACUUUUAGUGCUAUGUUGCUGGAUUGUAUCUUUAAUUUAUAUCAACUGGUUCAUUAGUAUGGACACAAAGAUGGGAUUUUUAGGAGAUGGUGGAAAGAUGUGGCUUAAAUGGUGGGAGAAGAUCUUGGGAAGUACAUGUAAAAUCCAUCAACAGUAUUAUCAGUGUAUUGGUUCUAAAAGAGUUAGGAGAGAAUUGUGGAGGAAAUUGUUGCUGGCAUGGGUUUUGGGUUGGUUUAUAGCGUCUUUAUGGAUCUUUUGUGGUAUUAACUUACACAACACUGAAAAGAGGAAAGAGACUUUAGCUAGCAUGUGUGAUGAAAGAGCUAGGAUGUUACAAGAUCAGUUUAAUGUUAGUAUGAAUCAUAUUCAAGCCAUGUCUAUUCUGAUCUCAACUUUCCAUCAUGCUAAGAAUCCUUCUGCCAUUGACCAGAAAACUUUUGCAAAGUAUACAGAAAGAACUGCUUUUGAGAGGCCACUUACAAGUGGUGUUGCAUAUGCUGUAAGGGUGCUUCAAUCUGAAAGGGAACAAUUUGAGAAGCAACAAGGGUGGAGUAUUAAGAGGAUGGAUACCAUGGAGCAGAACCCGGUUCAUGAGGAUGAUUAUGUACCAGAUGAAUUGGAACCAUCCCCUAUCCAUGAAGAAUAUGCUCCUGUCAUCUUUGCACAAGAUACAAUUUCACAUGUCAUAUCUAUUGAUGUGCUUUCCGGAAAGGAAGACCGUGAAAAUGUGUUGCGUGCAAGGGAAUCAGGCAAAGGGGUUUUAACUGCCCCUUUCAGACUGUUGAAAACAAACCGUUUGGGGGUUAUCCUCACAUUUGCUGUUUACAAGAGAGAUCUUCCAUCAAAUGCUACCCCAAAUGAAAGGAUUCAAGCAACUGAUGGGUAUCUUGGUGGGGUGUUUGAAAUAGAGUCAUUAGUGGAGAAAUUGCUUCAACAACUUGCUAGCAAGCAAACCGUGCUUGUUAAUGUGUAUGAUACAACAAAUCAGACACACUCAAUUCCCAUGUAUGGUUCUGAUGUAUCAGGUGACGAGUUCUAUCAUGUGAGCUUUCUUAACUUUGGAGAUCCUUUCAGGAAGCAUGAGAUGCACUGCAGGUUCAAACAGAAACCACCAUUUCCAAGGUUGGCGACGGGUACAUCAAUUGGCAUCCUUGUUAUUGCACUCCUUGUUGGACAUAUUUUUCAUGCAACUGUGAGUCGAAUUGCCAAAGUAGAGGAUGAUUACCAAGAGAUGAUGGUGCUUAAAAAACGAGCUGAAGCAGCUGAUGUUGCUAAAUCCCAGUUCCUUGCUACUGUUUCGCACGAGAUCAGAACUCCAAUGAACGGUGUUUUAGGGAUGAUGAAUAUGCUCAUGGACACUGAUCUAGAUGUAACCCAACAAGAAUAUGUCAGAACCGCACAAGGCAGUGGAAAAGCUCUGGUGUCAAUUAUAAAUGAAGUUUUGGACCAGGCAAAGAUUGAAUCUGGUAAGAUAGAGCUCGAGGCUGUGCUGUUCGAUAUACGAUCAAUUAUGGACGAUGUGUUAUCGCUAUUUUCUGAGAAAUCUCAAGGAAAAGGAGUAGAGUUAGCAGUUUAUGUCUCGGAUCAGGUUCCUCAACAGCUUAUAGGUGAUCCUGGAAGGUUUCGACAAAUAAUUACAAAUCUCAUGGGUAACUCGAUUAAGUUCACAGACAAAGGACAUAUAUUUGUGACUAUCCAUCUUGUUGAGGAGGUUUUCCAUUCAAUAGAAGUUGAGAGAGAAUCCACUUCUAAAGAUGCAGAACAUACAUUAAGUGGUUUCCCAGUUGCUGAUGGUCGCCGCAGCUGGGAAGGAUUCAGAGCCUUCAGUCACGAGGGACCUCUUGGUUCUUUCUCGUCCACCUCCUCCAACGAUCUCAUCAGUUUGAUUGUAUCGGUAGAGGAUACAGGCGAUGGUAUUCCUCUAGAGUCACAGCCGAUGAUAUUCACUCCAUUCAUGCAGGUAGGUCCAUCCAUCUCGAGAAAACACGGAGGAACUGGUAUUGGUCUAAGCAUUAGCAAGUGUUUAGUUGGCCUCAUGAAUGGAGAAAUCGGAUUUGUGAGCGAACCAAAGAUUGGAAGCACUUUCACAUUUACAGCUGUGUUCACCAAUGCAUGUCCUAAUUCAAAUGAGCUUAAAACUCAACAAAUCAAUAACCAACCUCAUCCUGCAACUUCAGAGUUUAAUGGUAUGGCGGCACUAGUUAUUGAUCCAAGACCCGUUCGUGCUGAAGUGUCGAGAUAUCACAUACAAAGGCUUGGCGUUCGUGUUGAAAUAGUUUCAGAUUUGAAGCAAGGUUUGUCCACCGUAACCGAUGGGGAUGCAUCUGUCAAUAUGAUCCUGAUUGAACAGGAGGUUUGGGAUAGAGACUCGAGUAUUUCAUCGCACUUUGUGAAUAACAUUAGGAAAGUUGUUGAAAUUGAUAAAGGAAAAGGGAUUCCUCCAAAACUAUUCAUUCUUGUUAAUUCUAGUAGUUCUUUUAGAGCGGGUUCUACGGCAUCAUGUCUUCAUAAUCCAACAGUUGUCACAAAACCUUUGAGAGCAAGUAUGCUUGCGGCUUCACUACAAAGAGCAAUGGGUGUUGGGAACAAAGGGAAUCCUCGAAACGGAGAACAUCAGGGUUUGUCUCUCAAGCAUCUUCUCUCUGGGAGAAAGAUUCUUAUUGUAGAUGAUAAUAGUGUGAAUCGCACGGUAGCGGCUGGUGCUUUGAAAAAAUAUGGAGCUGGUGUGGUUUGUGUAAGCAGUGGAAUAGAAGCCAUCACUAUGCUGAGGCCACCCCAUCAAUUUGAUGCAUGUUUCAUGGAUAUUCAAAUGCCUGAAAUGGAUGGGUUUGAAGCUACACGUCGAAUUCGAGAGAUCGAAAACAGUGUGAAAGACAGAGAACUGUUUGUUCAUCUACCCAUUUUGGCUAUGACCGCAGAUGUGAUGCAGGCUACACACCAGGAAUGCUCUAAGUGUGGGAUGGAUGGAUAUGUUUCAAAACCAUUUGAAGCUGAACAACUUUAUAGAGAGGUUUCAAAGUUUUUCCAAUCAUCUUGAGAAACGAAAAUACAAAGCUGUUCUAAACCAAACAAACAAUGGAAGGAUCAGCGUCUGCUCGUUAGGUCGUAGAUGUGCAUAUAUUCAGAUAUCUCCUCAGCUCAGAGGAAUGUAGUACAUAAGAGCAAAGUUUUAUUGGUUGGAAUUGAGUCUUGAAUGGUUGUAAGGGUAUGAAAAGUCUCACUAAUUCUUCUAGGCAAAUUCACUAUAUUCCAUGGUAACUGCAAACUGGAAGUGAAUGAGAGGGAAUUAGUUAUUAUACUGUCUCAUCCUCUUCUGCAUGCAAUACUACUACUACUCAUAGUACUCUAAUAACGUUACUUUGUUAUGUGUAUUGAUGUAUGUAUGUAUGUAUGUAUGUAGAGGUAUAUGUGUAUAUGAGAUUGAUUGAAUGCAUAGAUAGAAGGAAAUGAGGUUGUUGGUGACAAAGGAGGCAAAGUGUACCAUAGACCAUAGUGCAUGUGAAUUACAAGUAGUUCAUCAUGACUCAUCGUGAGUGGCCACAUGAGCUUUUGCUUCUUUUGGCUUUCAAACAUGUAAAUGACACGUUGUAAAAUCAUAUUUGAGUGAUCCACCAUUUUUUGGCCGAUUUGUACUUA
Molecule: messenger RNA, 4268 nt
Organism: Medicago truncatula (barrel medic)
Lineage: Eukaryota; Viridiplantae; Streptophyta; Magnoliopsida; Fabales; Fabaceae
Product: histidine kinase 3
Exons: 11
Coding region: 586-3669 (1027 amino acids)
Biological process (GO): phosphorelay signal transduction system; phosphorylation
Cellular component (GO): nucleus
Molecular function (GO): phosphorelay sensor kinase activity
Source: RefSeq, a predicted model, not a curated record